GCUCUAGGAAAAAGAGGCUUGCGCUGAGGACAGUUUGGCUGGGUGACAGAAGGGGAGGAUCAUGCGCACAGAGGGGGCAGCGUCAGUACCGGAGACGGCAGCGUUUGCAGUUUUUUCUAUUUCAGGAGCUAAAGCGAGCAGGAAGGAGCCUGGGAGGAUCGGAAGCUACAGAGGGGAUAGAACGAGGGAUGCGGAGAAGAGGAUGGCUCGAGGCUGAUGAAUGAAUUAUGGUCUGCGGGCUGGUGAAGGCGAGAAGGAACCCGGAAAACAGUUGGCUGCACCGGAGGCAAGGAAAAGGGAGUAGAUGGUGCAGGCAGCAACGUUAUCCAGAGCUGCGUGAAGCUGACUGGGAGGGGAAAAGAAGAUUGCCUCUGAUUUUUCUUUGGAGGGCGGAAGGGAAGAAGAGGAGGGAUCGUGUUGCUGAAUCAGACUAGCGCGCCGAGGGAAAAGUGUGAGGUCUGUGUGGCGAGGAAGCAGCAGGAGUGAUGAGAGAGCAAACGGGAAAACUGAAGAAAGCCGCUGUUGCUGCUGGGCUCUGCUGGGAGGAUCGCCGCCGCCACUCCUGCGCGUGGGAAGGAGUAGAGGAGCCUCAAGUGUUCGCCACUCCCCGGCUCCUUCUUCACCAGCCGGGACCAUGGAGACUUUAAACGGCACCAGCCUCGGUGAGCCUCUCAAGCAACAGCAGCCCCCGCCGUCGCCGCAGAGUCCGCACCACUCCUUCUCCGAGAAGAAGCGGCUCCACCGAGUCCCUUCCCCUGCCAGACCUUUCCUCAAGGAUCUCCACGCCCGGGCAUCUUCCGCCAAGCCCCCGCCGGUGCCUCCCAAAUCUCCCAGCUUGUCGGGCAAGCCGCAGUCCCAGCAGGGGGGAGCCCGUCCGCAAUCGCCGAGGCUCCUGGCUACUCAGAGCCGCCUCUCCCGGCGCAGCUGCAGCCAGAACGCCAAGGCGGCGGCGGCAGGUCUUGGGGUCUGCGCCCCGGGCAAGGCAGCCAGCGCCAAGACUGCCCUCUCCAGCAAGAAAGCGGCCCGGGCUCAGGAUCAGGGAGGCGGCAAGGCCACCGGCAGGCAGCUCGGGGGCGAGCCAGGCCACCCACCUGGCAAAGGCAGGAAAGGGAAGCGAGGCGCCCCCUUGGCCCCGCCGGGCUCCUUGGCCCCGGCCGCCGGGCUGGGCAGCGGCCCCGCGGCCAGGAUCAGCCACACAGACAGCAGCUCCGACCUGUCCGACUGCCCCUCCGAGCCGCUCUCCGAUGAGCAGAGACUGGCCCAGGCCGCCAGCAGCGAUGCCGAGUCUGGCACCGGCUCCAGCGACCGGGAACGCGAGCCGCAGCCGCCGCCGCCUCUCCCCCCGGGGCCAGAAGGCGGCGGCCCCCAGCGUGCCCUGCCCUCCUCGGACGCUUCGAGCAAAGGGCCAGCAGCGCCACCUGCCUCGCCGGCUCCCCCGGGAGCCAAAGGGGAGCAGCAGCAGCAGCAGCAGGGCGAAGAGGCCGCCUGGGGGCGAGCCCUGGAAAGAACGCCCGCCAAAGGUGCCCAGCCGGCAGGGAGCAUGGGGCUGGGAGGCAGAGCCCCGCUGAUCCCCCCCUGCGAGACGAGGCAGCUGGUGGUGGACGAGGAGGAGCUGCUGAGGGAGAUAGAGGAGCUGCGCUCAGAGAACGAUUACCUCAAGGAUGAGCUGGAUGAACUCCGAGCUGAAAUGGAAGAGAUGCGUGACAGCUACUUGGAAGAAGAUGUUUACCAGUUGCAGGAACUUCGGCGAGAGCUGGAUCGUGCAAACAAGAACUGCCGCAUUUUGCAGUAUCGUCUCAGGAAAGCUGAACAGAAAAGCUUGAAAGUUGCACAGACGGGUCAAGUGGAUGGGGAGCUCGUCAGAAGCUUAGAGCAAGAUCUAAAGGUAGCCAAAGAUGUAUCUGUCAGGCUGCACCAUGAAUUGGAGAAUGUGGAAGAGAAACGUGUUAAAGCAGAAGAUGAGAAUGAAGUCCUUCGUCAACAAAUCAUUGAAGUGGAAAUAUCUAAGCAGGCACUGCAGAAUGAGCUGGAUAGAUUGAAAGAGAGCUCCCUGAAGAGAAGAGGCAGCAGGGAUAUUCACAAAGAAAAGAAAGCAUUUGCUCAGGAAGACAGUGCUGACUUAAAAUGCCAGCUUCAGUUUGCCAAAGAAGAAGCAGCACUGAUGCGUAAGAAGAUGGCCAAGCUAGGCAGGGAGAAAGAUGAACUGGAACAAGAACUCCAAAAAUAUAAGACCAUUUAUGGAGAUGUAGAAAGUCCCCUCCCUAUUGGGGAGGCAGGAGGACCGCCCAGCACAAGAGAAGCUGAAUUAAAGCUUCGUCUGAAACUGGUGGAAGAGGAAGCUAACAUAUUGGGCAGAAAGUUAGUGGAAUUAGAGGUGGAAAAUAGAGGUAUCAAGGCUGAGAUGGAGGAUAUGAAGUGCCAAUAUGAGAGAUCGUGUCUUAGCCAGGACCAUAUUUCAAGCAUUCCUACCUCACCAUACGGUGACUCUGUAGAGUCAGCUGCAGAGUUGCGCCGUCAUUUGCAGUUUGUAGAAGAAGAGGCAGAACUGUUGAGGAGAUCUAUCUCUGAAAUUGAAGAUCAUAAUAAGCAGUUAACAAAUGAACUGAGUAAAUUCAAGUUUGAGCCUGGACAAGAGUCUGGCUGGUUUGAUGAAAAUGCUUCCAAGUGUGGUGGUUCCUUGCAAGAAGAGCUGAAAUCAGCCCGGAUGCAAAUCAAUGAGCUGAGUGGGAAAGUGAUGAAACUUCAGUAUGAGAAUCGUGUAUUAAUGUCUAAUGUGCAGCGCUAUGAUCUUGCCUCACACCUAGGACUGCGAACUUCAAGCCCCAGAGACAGUGAUGCUGAGAGUGAUACAGGGAAGAAAGAGAAUGACAGCGAAGAAGGCCGUCUACCUCAACCAAAAAGAGAGGGACCCAUUGGGGGUGAAAGUGACUCUGAAGAUAUAUUUGAAAAGACAUCAGGUUUUGGGAGUGGGAAGCCAUCAGAAGUUAGUGAUCUGUGUUCUACUGAACUAACAAGGGCCAAAGAGGAUGCAGAAUCUUUGAUCAGCAUUAAGCAUGAGGCUGAACGGCUUGAAAGAGCUGUGGACCGUCUCAUCACUGACACAGAUAGUUUAAUUUAUGAAGCAAAGGUACACAUAACCAGGAGUGCUUCCUUUGAGCAAGGUUUUGAAAAAGAUGAAGGAAAAGAGGAGAGCAAAAAUGAACCAGAACUUUUGGACACCAUUAAUUCAAGGAUGAAAAAUUUCCAGAAAGAACUUCAGACCUUCCUGGAGAAGGUCGACAACAUUGGUGGAGGCCUAAAAGAGCAAAUGGAAGAUCUUUCCCCUGUCCCUCACCUUACGGAGUCUUCCAGUUUUCUGUCUACAAUGACAUCCAUAUCCCGAGACUCACCCAUUGGUAACCAGGGAAAAGAGCUGAUCACAGAUUUUCAGUCCAAACUGAGGGAUCAGAUGGAAUGGCAGCACAGCCAAGACCAUGGAGACGAGCGAGAGAUUCACCACCAACGAGGCACCACCGAACCACACGGCAGAGCUGAUGGAGACUUUAAACUCUACAGGCCAGGAAACAAGGGUUGUUUCAGUCUAGAGAAUAUAUCGAUACAGGAACUUCAGGCUCAACUUGAGCAGGAGGUGAAACUUCGUCAAGAAGAGCAAGAAACAUUUACGGAGAGGAUCAUGCAGCUGGAAGAGGACCAUCUGCAGAGCCUACGGAGAAAAGACUUAGAAGUGCAAAGCUUGACUUUACAGAACAAAUUGGAAGAGAAGACCUGGAGUCAGGAGAAAAACCUGAUGCAUCAAGAACUCAGGCAUUUCAAGCAGAACACCUUUCUCCUGUAUGUCAAACUGAAAUGGUUGCUGAAACACUGGCGACAAGGCAAACAGAUGGAGGAGCAAGGAGAGGAUGUACUCGAGUUGGAACACAUUGAGCCCACUCCAGAAUUCAGCUUUCAAUCUGAGCAAAAGGCUGAGGAACGGGAGGAGGAGGAAGAGGAAGAAGAUGAUGUAGUGUUUACACCGACAGAUUAUUCUCAACAUUCCACAGUUGAAAUAAGUGACCAUGGACCACAGUUACAGACUGCAGAAUUGUUGCAGCAUCAAAAGCAGGCAAGAGAAAAUCGCCGACUACUAAAUGCUCUGAAAAUAUUGUUGGAUGAUUUCCGUACUGAGCUGCGGGAUGACGAGCAAGAGCGCCAUGGCCUCCAGCAGCAGUAUGCCACUGACAAAGCUGCUUGGGAAGUGGAGUGGACUAAGCUGCACUGCCAGCUGGAGCAGCUAGAAGGAAAGAGUGAAAGAGGACAGAGUGAGACUGGUCUUGAGGCAAAGGCAGCUUUUAAGAGAGAGAGGGAGGAGCACAAGAAACUCCUGGCUGACAGUCACCGAUUAGUGAUGGACUUGCGAUGGCAAAUCCAGCACAGUGAGAAGAACUGGAAUAAAGAGAAGAUAGAGCUUUUGGAGCGGCUGGACAGAGACCGACGAGAGUGGGAGCGGCAAAAGAAGGAACUGAUGAGGAGGCUAGAACAGAAAGUACAUCCGCCACAAAGAGACAUCAUUUGUGACUCAAAAGAAACUAGCCUUCACUUAUUUUCAAACCAAGGGAACCAUCAUGUGCCUCGUCCAAUGGGGUCAAGAUCCUACUCCGAUUCGGACACCAUGCAAUUUGAAGAUCGAUCAUUGUCUAAACUGAAGGAGAGUGACAGGUGCACUGCCACAGAAAACCUCUUUCUAGAUACACUGUCCCUUGAAUCUCCAGAUGAUUCUGAGGAACCACAACCCCGAAAACUGGAACGAGAAAGUUUCUUAACUGGUGUAAAUGAGGAAGAAGAAAUGCACAAGGGAAAUCUUCAAAGGGCAAUGUCAGUUUCCUCUAUGUCAGAGUUCAAGCGUUUGAUGGAUAUUUCUCCUUUUCUUCCUGAAAAGACUCUGCCUUCCUCUAGCAGCAAGGAGGAUAUAACACCUCCUUUAUCUCCAGAUGAUCUGAAAUACAUUGAGGAAUUCAACAAAAAUUGGGAUUAUAGUACUACUAGAAACCAUGGUGGAGCAGCUGAAAAGCCUGCAGAUACAUGGGCAGAGAGGACAGAGAUUGGAAAGGCCGGGAAUAGUUCAGGAACAGAUCCAUUCCAGCCAUCUUCAUGGUACCUCACCACCAGUGUUACUAUGACAACCAAUACCAUUACCAGCUCAGAGCACUGCCAGAAACAGUCACUGAGGAGUCAUGUUGUUACAGAAAAAAUGGGGGUUAGGGUCUUUCAUAGUCCACCUGUUGUCCGUAGGUUUGAGAACUCAGUAGUUGCUGGCAAUGAAGGGAAAAGCCAGCCUGAUCCAGACUUUUUGAUUCCUGUGAUCAAAGCUAAGGGGAAUGUGGGUGAGACAAAAGGUGCUUCUUCUGAAGUGUUUGGUCGAUGGUCAUGCGAUCUCUCCAAACAUCAUAAUGAUUUCCUGGAAAGUGGACUUCAUCCCAUUGAGGGUCCUAUUUGCACUGCUGUGGGUUUUGCUUCAUCCUUGCACAGCCUGGAGAUGUCAAAAAACAUGAGUGAUGACAUGAAAGAGGUAGCUUACUCUGUCAGAAAUGCAAUACGUUCUAAUUCAACGGAGCUUCAGUUCAAAGACACAGCUUGUCAGACCAAUGGAGUGAGAACUAUGGGGACACAAACUACUCAAACUAUCAGUGUGGGCUUGCAGACAGAAACUUUACGUAGUAUCACCAGCAGCCCACACAAGUGUCUGACACCGAAGGGAGGCUCUCCACCUGUGUCAUCACCAUCAAGAAGUUUAAGAAACAGGCAGGUGGCUCCUUCUAUUGAAAAGGUCCAGGCCAAAUUUGAACGCACAUGUUGUUCUCCCAAAUAUGGCUCACCUAAAUUACAAAAGAAAGCCUUUUCCAAAACUGAUCAGCCAAAUAACCGGACAUUACCAAGCACACCUCAGAAAGGGUUCAGUGAAUCAGCUUGGGCCAGAUCAACCACUACAAGGGAGAGCCCAGUUCAUACCACUAUCAAUGAUGGCCUCUCCAGUUUAUUCAAUAUCAUUGACCAUACCCCUGUGGUUCAUGACACCCUCCAAAAAUGCUCAAGGUCCAGCAGCCGAUCAAGAUCGGCAGAACCCAGAUCAGAACUGGGUCCUAUGCAAGACAUAUGCACAAGUAUCCGUGGUAGGUCACCCAGUCCCCUCCGUUUGGAUGCAGAGCUGCAAAAGGAUGAAGGAACUGAAACAAGUAGUAUCAGGCAAGACUUAUCUGCUCCUCCAGGAUACACCCGUACAGAAAAUGCUGCCAGAAUCCUGAACAAGAAACGUAUGGAGGAUGCCUUAAAGGAGGAAAAACGGCUAGCUUCACUCAGCCCUCCCAGUCUUAGCAAUGAAAACAGCACAGGAGAAAUAGUCAAAGUUGAACCAGGGUCCAUUGAGGAACUACCUUGUUCUGCACUAGCUCCAUCCCUAGAAUCCUGCUUCUCACGACCAGAAAGACCAGCAAAUCGGCGCCCACCUUCCCGAUGGGCUUCACAUUCCCCUACUGCCUCACAAUCUCAGUUAGCUGGGGAGGAAUAUGGAAGCAAGGAACUGCCAUUGGAGGACCCAAACCUGAUGCAGUUGCAUGAAUUAUCACAGAAUAAUUCACUAUAUUUUGCAUAGUAGCACCAUUACCAUGGCCAGUCUCUGUCAGCAAGGAGAACUCAAGUUGCAGAGAUCAAACAGUGUUCUAGAAUGCAGCUGCUUAGUGUACAACCUGUGAAACAGAGAUGUUUCUAGAAUGAAACAGUUAACGUGCCUGUAAUAAUUUAUUUUUUUCAUAGCUCAGAAAACUAUUUUUGCCUCCAUCUUUUCUACACACAGUAUAGAAAAAGGGUCUAAAAGAAAUACAGAUAAAAGUGUGGUUUUAAAUAAAGCAUACAUUGCAUUUCAAGAGAAAUGAAUGUCUCUCUCUCUCUCUCUCUCUCUCUCUCUCUCUCCCCCUCUGUGCUCACUCUCUCCUCCCCCCUCUAUGCGUGCCCUCGCGCGCAUGCUCUCUCUCUCUUUCUCACACUAUUGACUGCCUUCUGUUAUAUUUGCACUGUUAAGGUUUGGGUUGUAUUGCUGAUUUUCUGUUUAUUUUUUGUUUAGAACUAGAAUCUUAAGUUUUAUUCUGUUCUCAUUUUGUAAAAGAAAAUUCAUAAAGGUGCUUUAGCAUUCUGAAGUGUAAGUUUUAAGUAGUGAAGAAAGCCAUUGAACUAGUUGACUAGAAUUGUCUUAAAUAAACUAGAGGGGAAUACAGGGAAUAUGAAAUGUUUAGGAAGAGGGGGAAAGCCUCAGAUAGUCUUAAUGAGGUGAGCUGUACAAUACACAAGAGUUGCAUGUCUUUAGGUUCCUAGCACUUUAGUGCAUGUACAUACAGCUACUGUACUCUCACUGUCACAUCAAUGUGUUUUGAUCCCUUUCACUGUAAUAUUGUUGUGAAUUUAUCUGUACUGUACUUUUAAUGUUGGUAUUCUUGCAAUGAUUGUACAAAAAGAGAUUUUUAAAUAAUUGUUAAAACAGUUCACCUGGCUAUGUACAGUGUUUAUUGAGACCUUCCCUAGUUUUGGGGACAGCACUGAGAACUCUGGGCAUACUAAACUGUAACUGGUCUUGUUUUAAGAGUCUGCUUGAGACCAUGUGGCGUGGAAAUAAACUCCUCAGUAUUUACAGAU
Molecule: messenger RNA, 7659 nt
Organism: Hemicordylus capensis (graceful crag lizard)
Lineage: Eukaryota; Metazoa; Chordata; Lepidosauria; Squamata; Cordylidae
Gene: MTCL1
Product: microtubule crosslinking factor 1
Biological process (GO): microtubule bundle formation; regulation of autophagy; establishment or maintenance of epithelial cell apical/basal polarity
Cellular component (GO): spindle pole; microtubule bundle; lateral plasma membrane
Molecular function (GO): microtubule binding
Source: RefSeq, a predicted model, not a curated record